AUGACAGCAACUAUGUUAGUGGCGUAUCACGUUUUCGAUCUCGCUCGCCCUGGCAUCGCAACCCCGCGGACAUCGCAUUUAGGCCCUAUCGCCUUCCGCGUUCCACACGCUUCCCCCCACCGUCUCUCACACACUCCCCCACGCACACCCACGCUUCCCCUCACCGUCGCCCGAGCUCUUCCUCACCGUCGCCCGAGCUCUUCCUCACCGUCGCCCGAGCUCUUCCUCACCGUCGCCCGAGCUCUUCCUCACCGUCGCCCGAGCUCUUCCUCACCGUCGCCCGAGCUCUUCCUCACCGUCGCCCGAGCUCUUCCCCACCACCGCUCACGCUUCCCCUUACCGCCGCUCACGCUUCCUCCUGCCUUCACCAACGCUUCCCCACAUCGUCGCUCACCCCUUCCUUCCCCCACCUUCCCUCACGCUUCCCCGCUCAUCGCCUACGGUUCCUCCCACCGUCACUCACGCUUCCCCCCACCGUCGCUCACGCUUCCCCCCACCGUCGCUCACGCUUCCCCCCACCGUCGCUCACGCUUCCCCCCACCGUCGCCCACGCUUUCCCCCAACGUCGCCCACGCUUCCCCCCACAUCGCCCACGCUUCCCCCCACCGUCGCCCACGCUUCCCCCCACCGUCGCCCACGCUUCCCCUCUCAUCGUCCUCCCUGUCGCCUGGAAAUGAGCCUCCCCGCCGACCUCCCUUCUCUCCCACCUCUCUCCACGUCGUCAUCAGUUCCCUGCCUAUCACGUUCCACCUCUUCAUCACCAUUGCUUCUCCACCCACGCCGCCCACCCUCUCAUCCGUCUCGAGCGCUGGGGAUGGGGUCGUGACUCGAUCGCGGUGGGAUGUCACAGGGUGCAUCAGCAGCACCCACCCUUCUCUCUCUUGCACCAACCCCGCACGCAUGGCAGGUGCUGCUGCGGCUUUGGAGCAGAGCGCUGGGCGCACAGCCGGGGCAGCGCGUGCAGUCGGGCAGCAAGGAGCGCAGUGCUUCAGAUGA
Molecule: messenger RNA, 996 nt
Organism: Closterium sp. Naga37s-1
Lineage: Eukaryota; Viridiplantae; Streptophyta; Zygnematophyceae; Desmidiales; Closteriaceae
Source: the annotation of a GenBank genome assembly